Molecule: messenger RNA, 2605 nt
Organism: Morus notabilis
Lineage: Eukaryota; Viridiplantae; Streptophyta; Magnoliopsida; Rosales; Moraceae
Exons: 9
Coding region: 145-2253 (702 amino acids)
Molecular function (GO): zinc ion binding
Source: RefSeq, a predicted model, not a curated record
AAAGGAUAUUUUUGGGUUUUUAGAGAACAAUAAGCUCGAAAAAGUGAAAUUAGCUCAAAAAGUGUUUUGUUUGCAGAUUAUAAAGGAUAUUCAUGUUAUGUAGAGGCAGAGCAGUGUCAACAGUUAAGGGCGGGUGCGAGAGGAAUGGCCGAAUACGCGGCCGGUGGAGACGACGACGGCGAAGGAACUACUAGCCCCAGAUGCAAGCGACGGCGUCUUCCCAUUUUCGUCACCAACUCAACCCAAGAAAACCCAGAACCUCCACGAGAAGACGAGCGACACACGGACAGUGAAGAUGAUCAAUGGGAGGAAGAGGGCGACCGGGCCCAACGGGUUAGCCAGGAGGGUCCUGUUUCCUCCGAGCCCGACAGGAAUCGGUCCACAAUUCCUGUUUUCAAGGUGUCUGGUGAAGGGGAUCUUCAAGUGGUGAAGGGAAAUAUUGAAAAGCAUAAUGUUUUAGAAGGGAAGAGGAGAAAGAAGACGAAACAAGUAACUACUCCUCGUCCUGCAUGCUCAUGGGUGUAUUUUAGCCGGGAGUUUAUCAAGGAGUACAGUGCUUCCCAUCCUGAGUCCUCUGGCCUAAAAGCUGCCACAAAAGCAGCGUCUGAAACUUGGAAGUCAAUGAGUUUAGAUGAAAAAGCAAAAUUCACUACUCGUGCUCGUGAAGUGUGGGAUAACUACUUGAGUGCAGCUCCCCCCCGUACGCCUAAACCAAGGAAACAGACUAAGCUGGUCACGAGAUGCUCUCCUGGCCGCUUAUUCAACGUGCUACAACACCUUACAGCUGAGCAAAAGGAUGCAGUCAAGAUCAUGGGGUUUGGGAGCCUCCUCGGGCUUAGGUGUCGGACACUCCGCCGCAGUUUGUGUCUUUGGUUGUUGGAGAGAUUUAACACUAUGCAGCGUAGCUUGGAGAUUUGCGGUGGACAUAUUCAUUUAUACCCAAAAGAUGUGGAGCUUGUGAUGGGAUUAGCUGCUAGUGGAAAGGAUGUUGUGAACUCGGGGCCAGAUGACUUAAUUGCAGACUUGAGGAAUAAUUAUAAUGCAACAAAUCGUGGUAUUUCAGUUCGUCUGCUAGAAGAAAGGUUGUCAGCUCCUGAAGCAGGAGAUGAUUUUAAGAGAUCGUUUGUCCUAUAUGCAUUGGGUACUCUCCUGUCUCCGACAGCAAGACUAGAUGUUAGCCCUUCAUUUCUUCACUUCUUAACAAAUAUGAGUGUCGUCCACCAGUACAACUGGGGGAAGUUCCUACUUGACCGGUUGGUUCGGGAGAUAUCACGGUUUCGUCAAGGGAAGCAACAAGCCGUUGGUGGCUGUCUUUUGUUUCUCCAGCUCUUUUAUUAUGAAAGAAUUUCCAUCGAAGGAACUCGUGAUCUUUCUUCAGCUGUUUCUCCAUGCUUAUCUUCAUGGGGGGAGGAUGAGAUUACAGAACGAGAAAAGCAAGAAAGAGAGCGUGGUGGUUAUGGCUGCGGACAGGUGGUUUUCAAGGACAGGUGCCUUGGUGUGGAGACUUCUGAGGAUAGACCACCCGCAUGCAGUAUAAUCAAUGGGGUUGAGCAUGAUCCCUUGCUUUUGCACAAGGCGAACCAGGUUGAUGAAGAAGGGAUGAGCGGGGAAAUUAUACAAGAGGAAAAUAAUAUGCCUAUUUUUCUCAAGAGUAAGGAUGUAGUUUGCGGGGAUAUUGAACUGAUCGUUGAAUCGGUCAGAACACCAUGCCAAAACAAAGAGUACGGAUGCAAUGAAAGAGUGGAUUGUGUGAGGAAUAAUGACCAUGAAGGGACAUGCAUGUAUGCACCAUGUGCUUGCCCACUUCCAGGGUGCAAUUUUGUCAGUUCUUUCUACCAGUUGUCCCUGCACUUCAGUACCAAGCAUUGGGACUCGGGAAGGCGUUUCAGGUACAAGAGCGAGUUCGCUGUUUCCCUGAAGAUGAACGAACAAGUUCUUGUUCUCCAAGCAGAAGAUGAUGGCACUCUUUUUCUCCUCAACAAGGGUAUUGAAAGCAUCGGGCACACCGUAAUGCUAACCUGCAUCGCACCAAGUUCUUCAAAGAGAAGGUUCAUGUAUGAUCUCGUGUUGAAACGAGGAAGCAGCUCUCUCAGAUUAAAUUCACUUGCAGAGUGUUUCCCGGGGAGGGUUGAAGGUUUUCCGCAGAUGGAUUUUUUCUUUGCUCCAUAUCGCUUUCUCGAUUCAACUGGCCAGCUUAACCUGGAUGUUUGUAUACGUAAUUGUGAGGAAGAACUGAGUGGUGAUUAUUCUUGAUUUUGUAAAUCAAUGUGCUGCAAAAAUCACUGGCAUGAAACCCCUUUCGCCCAUUCGCCCCCAAGUUUUGCAUGAUGGCGUUCUUCGAAUAUGAUCCUGAAUUCUGAGGCCUUAAGUCUCGUCUCGCAGGGAGAUCCAUAGAAGCAGCAAACUGAUAAUUGUUAUAAUCUACUAGUGUGGUAGAAGAAUAGAAAUAGAGUACAGUAAUUGAUCUUGUUUUUUGCUUGCUAGUCGACUCCUCUGCUUAGUUGAGUUUAGUUGCACAUGUCAUUGCCUCCGCAAAGUCGGGCAAUCUGAUUGUAGAAUAACAAAAGUGGGCGGACUACUAUGAGUUUGUUCGGUUAUAUUUUUG